Messenger RNA from Cryphonectria parasitica EP155, 984 nucleotides. RefSeq lists its product as uncharacterized. The record is from RefSeq and is a predicted model, not a curated record. Lineage: Eukaryota; Fungi; Ascomycota; Sordariomycetes; Diaporthales; Cryphonectriaceae. The annotation marks the transcript as partial. The transcript has 5 exons.
GUCACCAUGAGUUUGCCAACUACAGAAGACCUUUGCACCAUUCCGGCAGGGGUGUCGCCUGACGGACAGUACAACUUCGAAAACCCCACAACACUGGGUCCGGCAGUCAUUUCCCUCGGCGUGAUUUUAUGUACAAUCUCUGUCAUAUUGACAGUCGGGCGGGUGUAUACGAAUCGAAGAAGGCUGCUCUCCGCCGAUUAUUUCACGGUCGCUGCACUUGUUUUCAAUAUUGGUUUUACGGCUAUUCUCCUUUCCAGUGCGUACUUCGGCCCCAUGCGGACCAUUUUCCUUCAACCAUCUAUGUAUCGGCACCAAUGGGACAUACCACUCUGCUGGUUCACACCAUCAUAUUUCAAGAGACUCUACGUCCAAGAGACCUUUUUUGCUCCCGUCUACUUCACCUCCAAGACUGCUAUCUUCUUGCUGUACCGACAGCUCUUUGCUGUCAAGAAGUGGAUGAGAUAUGCCAUCAUCGGUGGUAUCAUUUUCACCUUUCUCUUGUAUUUUCCUAACAUCCCCUUGGCUGCUAUCUACUCGGCACCUCGCGUGGGCGAGCCAUGGUCGUCCAUCCUCACGUCGAACGGGCCAUUCAAGAUGAUCACCUACUCCAUCGUCAUGGCCUCUGGCAGUACACUUCUCGACAUCUACAUUUUUCUUCUUCCUCUUCCCAUUGUUGCCCGACUCCACAUGCCGCUCGGACGACGGUUGCAACUCAUUGGUGUCUUUGGUACGGCUCUUAUGGGUGUGACCGCAAGCGCACUGUCGCUUGUCUACCGCGUCCAGCUUCUUGACGCAACUGACACAUUAUGGCCGCAAUCUAUCGUGUCUAUUUGCGCACUGGUCGAGUCCAAUGUGGCCAUCAUUGUCGGCUGUAUGCCAGGGUUCGCCCAGCUAUUGAAGCUGCAUGCCGGCGGGUCAAAUUUCUUCAAGUCGCUGCGGUCCCGUGUUCGAGACAUGGUGGGCGACAGCAGCAACAAUUCUUCC